Durusdinium trenchii is the source of this 7140-nucleotide messenger RNA. The record is from the annotation of a GenBank genome assembly. NCBI's taxonomy places the organism in Eukaryota, Dinophyceae, Suessiales, Symbiodiniaceae.
UUGGCUCAUACAGUGGCGGGGUUGCCAUGUGGCCCCUUGAAGCUCGUGUGCCUUACGACCGGUGCCAUUUGGCAUCCUUGCUUCUGGCGGCAAGACUCUCUUUGAAAAGCGUCGAGGCAGACUAUCUAGUGGACCGGGCGGUGCUACGAUACCUCGAGAGGCUAGAGGAGUGGCUGGAAGAGUAGAGCUCCCAGCAGCCUGGCGCCCGCCAUCAACGUGUGCGGGGACUGCAUCUCAUCAGUGGGCGAGCAGUGGGCAAGCAGCCGUAUACGCGGGUGUGAUGGAGUGAAGGGCCGGCCAGCAGGUCAUCUCACACAUCGACGCACCAAGGGCGACAGCCAGUCCAGUCCUCGACGCCUUGCCUUAUGCUGCGCGCCGACGGGGACCUUCUGUGUUACAGGCGUCGGUCGACCGGGCGUUCCGGCGAGGUGCUGGGGACGGAAGUUCUUUCGGUGCCUGGCGUCCCUUCCAGUGCGGCUCGUGUGGAAAUCUGUGCCGUGCCGCUGCCGCUCAUUCGUGUGGCUGGCUGACCGUUUCGUGAGCCCUGCAGGGGUGCCAGAUUGGCACCGCGCAUGGUUCAUCAAGGCGUGGCGGCUAGGCGCUAUGUGACGCAAAGCCUUACGUCACUUUAGGGUGCCAACCCUCCGCUCGGCCAGGUCGCUGGCUCGAUCCGCUUCGUUUCCCCGUUCCUUUUUUUGAAAGGAUGCUUGGUGAGAGGAUGCUUUUGAAAGGAUCUAUGUAACAUGAUGUAACUCCCCAUAGCUUUGAAUCCUCCACGGUGAAUAGCUUUUGAAUCGUCCUCUUCGAACAUAAGCUCUUGGAAUCCAGGUCCCGCCUUUGGGGCCCCUUGCUUUCGUCACAUCAGCAGAUCCCAGCCAUGAAGCGCCGAAGCCUUCGCACCAGCCUGGGCAGUGGCGUUCUGGCUCCCUUCCCGUUGGCCAGGUGUUUGGAGUGGUGGGGCCGACAUCCUGGGCGAGGAAGAGGCCUUCAAACAUCAAAAUCUUUCUCCUCGGUUUGGUUUCCGUGACCGCCCCUGCUGAUUGGUAGGGAAUCGGGAAGUGAACCCAGAUUGGCUGAAAUCUACUUCGAUGAUUUUGAGCGUUUGCAAUGUCCUUCUGUUUCUGCUACCGCGCCUCAGCACCUCGUCGAAACAAGCCCAACUUUGGUCACCCAGGGUUUUGUAGCUGCGUGCAGGGAACAAAGGAGGCUGCUCCGGUGGGAGCCUGUGCUGAUGGCACAUGGAAUCCAUGGAUGGCCCAUAGAUUUACAUGACUUAUUUGUCUCCCUUUGGCCUUGGGGCCAGAAGAUGCUUUUUCAGGCCAGCUGAAACGCAGAAAGCACACGUCCUCACUUUCUCUUGUGAAUUGCUCCUCCUUUGCUCUGAGAGGCUUGGGCGGAGGCGUGCCUAUCCGCCCAUUUGCCCAUCUGCCCCUCCAAAAUGCAGCAGGUUUGCAUCAUGGGCGUGCUGCCCCAAGUUCGCGCCUUCCACAAGAACUGAGGGUUUCUUAGUGGCAUGCAAUCAGCUGUGACAUCUUGAACGAUGCAGCUGAGCCUGAUCGGCCCUGGGCAUGGGGAGUGUGAGGGCACGGGCCGACAAAAACAGUCCAACCGUCCGAGUGACGGCAGUGAUUGCACUGAGCCCCAAGCGCGUGCCUCAGUUGAACCAUGGGUUGAGCCUAGGGAGGCCCACCGGCUGAUGUCAAACGCCCUCUUUUGGAGCGCUGAAAUGUUUCAUUGAUGUUUUCGCCCUCCACAGCAUGGUUCGAUGGGCUUGGAGCACUCACUGAAUUGGCCUUCCUGAGAUGGCAUGAGCCUGGUCGCUAGGCUGACACGGAAAGACGCACCUUCGAGUGAUUUGGUGCCGUGCGAUGGCAGCUAAAUGCUGAAGAUGGGGGAGGAUGCUUCCUCCAGGAACUCCAUUUUCACUUUUCUGCACAGACCACGGAUAAAGCAUUUUCAACCAGUGCCCGACCAACGUUGACCAACUGACGUAUGUGCGGUGAAUGUCGUGCAGACGGGGUGCAUUUCACCAGCUAACUAACCACUGGAUGUUGUCACCUGGCGAUGAGGCACCCGUCUCCCGUGCGCACAUUGCGUACGUUGCGUGGCAGGAGGGGUGCAGCACACAUGGACUUUCUGUGAGCCUUAUUGAAGUGAGACACCUCGAAGUUCAAGAGCAUUUAGCAAAGAGCUUUCGCCGAAAUUUCUUUUGGAAAGUGUUUCUUCUAGUUCUUACGCUGAUGGCAGGCUUCAACCGAUGGCCGGCUGUGAUGCGAGUAGCUUCAUCCCACUCAUAACUCAUAACUAAUAACAUCCCCUUCAACUGCAUUUGGACCCCUCAUUCGUGAACGCUGGAUCUUGAGUUGGGUCCGGGCAGCCCUUAAUGCCGCCUGAAAGGCAGUGCCUUUAGUGCCUGCAGGAGUGUUGGUCCAAGCGGAUCAUCUCCGAGAUGCACGGUCCAACUUUGAAGCUCAACGAGGAAGUUGGUGAUUGGCCCAUGUGAGCCUCAGCCUAGCCUCACUUGCUCUGUAACAUCGUCUGUGCCACGUGGUGAGCCUGGUGAGCUCCACGACCUCGUGGGCCUCAUGGCUUGCCCUGGUCCGACCCUUGCCCCUACUUGGCCGAAGCAAAAUGACCCACGUCGCGGUAUUCGAAGCACCUGGGUGUUUGUUAGCAGAUGCUCAGGCGGUUCAAGUGGAGCCUUUCAAGCCUCGGUUGUGUGAAGAAGCGCGAGUGCCUCGCACUUUUCAUUGCACGGAGGGAGGCUCUCCUACCUACCGAGGAGCUUCGAUGAUUUUGAGUCUUUAAGGCUCCGAACCAGGUUGACAAGCAUAUCAUCCCUUUCAGCGAGACAGCAUGAGCUUCACUCUGUGUCCUUGUUUGCAGUCAAAAAGCUAUAGUCUUAGAAACUACCUAGAGGAUAGUGUCUAAUGCAUAAUCAAUCCUUCAUUGCAGCCUUUGGCCAAAUAAGCUUUGUAAAACACCUCCCCAGUGGUUGGACAUUCCCCUAGACGGUCCGAGGGCAAGGAACUCGCCUGGGAAGUGCCCCUUACCAGCGGAUCAGCCCCUCUGAAAGCUGUCUGCAGGCUGACGAGCCCUGGUUCUGUCCUUGUUCGAAGCUACGCAACACAUGGAUUAAAAGUCUAGAACUGGAAGGAAAGCGCUUCAAUCAAGGGUCUUCUUGCUUUGACCGAGUGCUUUUAUUGCUUAGAUCUUGGCAGUGCUUCUGCCCAGUCAUUUCUGUUGACGCCCUUUCAUGAACAUAACGCAACGCGAGGGUACUUUAUUGAUAAGGUCUUCAGAAUCCAUUUUGAGGAGAGUGGCCAAGAAGAAGCCAACGUGCCACUCCCCACAAUAAAGUCUUUGUUAGCACCUCUCCGUAACACAAAUCUCAGAUUUGCCAAAGAGUGCGUAAGUUUUUGAAUCUUAGAUCAGCACAGUGCCUGAUCACUUCAAUGUGAACAGGCCCCGGUAGGGAAGUAAGGCCCAGUAAAGCAACUUUUUCAAUUCCAAAAACCGUUCACAAAGGCUCUAGAACAUCCAGGUUUGCCUCCAGCUCAGUUCAAACACCGUAGCAGUGUCUAGACUACCUCACUUCCGAAAUCCUGAUCGGCCGGUGGUUCGGGGGCGUUCAGGUCUGUUUUGCCCAAAAGGGCCUGCUGUGGUCGAUGUGUUUGUCCCUGACUUCCCCAAGAAGCCCAUUGAAUAAGGAUAGCAAGUUUUUGAGAGAGGAGAGCAGCUGAUUGUACAACAAUACUUUGUCAUGUUGGAGUGCAGGGGGCGGGGGAGAUGAAAUCAUCUCAUUCGGCAUUGCCCAAAGCUUGAACUUCGCAACUCCGCAGUGUGCCAGCUGGAGCUUGGCCAGCACCCUGCCUGCGAGCACUUGGUUUGGAGUCGUUCCAAGGAAGACCUGCUAAAGGCUUAAAGUCCUAGAGUCUGCUCUGGAUGAUGCGACGUGCAUUUGUCCAGAGUGUCCAAUGAAGCUCUUCUAAGGAGGCAACUCGACGACAAAGUCUCGUCCCAUGAUCUAGUCACUCUAGUCUGUGUGUUGCUAAGAUCCUAGAUGCUGGUACAACAUAAUCUACUACACGAUUCCUGUUGACAUUUUUUCAUGAACAAUGCCCGGGGACGAUUGAGGUGUUGAAAGUCUUUAAUUUCCCCAAAGGAGCAAUAAGGCACAUCACUCCACCUUCAGGCUGUUUUGUCAAUGGCUUCCCUCCCAGCCCCAAGACUCUGCGAUAGACCCGGGCUCAGCGGGCUGUGUUCGACCACUUCUUGCCCAGAGCCUGGUGAGGACAGUGAGGUGGUGUGGACUUCGGUGACAUGAGCAGGCGCGGGCCUCGCGGAGAGCGCGCUCGGCUUCGAAGUGCACGCGUCCGGGCGAGUGGUGCACGGCGCAAUCAGCGCUGGCGAGGCGCUGAAUGGAUGUGUUCGGUGUGCCAGCGCGGGGUGUGGUCCGGCCAAAUGGAGGGGGGGGCCUGCUGAGAUUUGAGCCCAUUGGAAUUCCAGCAUCCGAUUAUAGAAUUCAGCAGAGGAAUCCACAGCUGAAGAUCUUGGACGCUGCAGAGGAUUGGCCCAUCCUCUGGCAUUCGCUGGAGUGGUCCAACAGCAAAGUCUCCACCUGGAGCAGUUGGUGGGACUUGAUUUUGUCAGAUGCUAGCAAUGGGUCAGCACAAUUGAAUGAAAAGACGCAUGAACGCCAUGAGCGCUGUCCCCAUGUCUGUGGGUGUCCUUGGUUCUGUUCAUGGACCACCACGUCCGAUGUACGCGACACGGGAAACGUUGGAGUUUGGUCCGUCACCAGUUCCUUCCGGUUCUGUGACCGGGGCAAAGGCCAGCUUGUGGAGAGUGAGUCUCUUGCCUCUUGUGAAGUCUUGUCGGCAGGGUCGGUUCAUAGUGCACCUCUUGCAGUCAACGAGCCCCGACAUUGGAAAGCUGCUACUUCAAAUCGUGCAGUUUUACUAGAACAUGUAUUUGCACAAAGUCUCCUUCCACCAUCUUACACCCAUGCCCAUGCCCUUAGUUUCCCGUAGCUGCGUUCUUUCACCAGCCAAAGGGUGAAUCAAACGGGCGCAGGUUUUGGUCUUUGCACCACGAAGGCUUUCCGUCACCCACCCACUUAGAUUGCAAACCGACGACCUACCGUCCGAAAGCCAAUGCAGCCCAAGGAAGACGCCCAGAGAAAUCCUUCUUCCUCGCCCCAUCGCGGGUCUGGUCGCCACAUGGAAGGAUUGCUGAGCAGUAGCUGCAGUAGAUUCCCUCGCACCGAAUGUGAAGGCUGAGCGUGGAUGUGGUUAGACUCGGUUAGACACUGUGCAUCCCUGGUCCACCCAGAAAGCGCUGAACAGAAGGUGCGGGCAGGUGACUCCAAGUUUCAAACUUCGCAUGUUCUGAAGAUCAGUCUCCAAGUUGAGCUUGACCAGCUGUAGGUGAACAGCCUCAAAAGGAUUUGUAGAAACAUGUAGAAACACUUUGACUUCUUGAUGUGCCCUUCCAGCGGCACAACGAAGCCAGAUCCCGUUCCCUUCGUUUCCGGACCUGUUGGGAGCAACGGAAGCCCGGACCUGGGCGGGAUGUUUUCCUGAUGAAAGAGAAGGCUUCUGAAAGGAACGAGCUCGAACUCACAUCCCUUCUAUCUAUCUUCUUGUUGCUCUCCUUUUGUUCCGGGUCAUUCAUCCUCCACCCCUGCAACCCUCGCAGAUUUCUCACGCGGACCUGCGAACAGCUGGCCAUCCACCGCGUCGCGUCGCCGCCUUGGCACCGCGCACCAGGCCGCCGACGGGGAGCGUCCUGACGGCUCCGCGGGCCGACGGAGGACGGACGAGCGAGGACGAGCGAGCGAGGGUGAGGGCGGAGGAUCAGCCCUGCUGCCGCGUUGAAAUGCGCAUGAUGGUGAACGGAUCGAAGACAUUUUCAAACGGUUUUCCGUCCUUGUUGAUCACUCAUGCAGACGCAGAGGGUGGCUGGUCCCGAUGGUUCUCCCUUGGAGUCUUCCGUGGCUUCGGGAUGCAUUGCAACUAGCAGCUCUGUGGAGUGGCGGGAUCUCUUACCACGUCCCAACUGAGAGGACGUGAGGAGGGAGAAGUCCAUGCGCAGCCAUCGCGCGUCCUCCCAAAAAUGCGCCUCAAGCCUUGUGACUUUGCAGAGGUGAGCGCCAAGAAAUGGUAGGAUUUGCUGAGUGUGCAGCCCACGGGUUGCCCGUGCUGUCCUAUGUUACAUGUCAGGAGUUGUCCCCACUCCAAGGCCUUUUAGCUGGGGCUAGGGUAAACUUCACGAGGUUGAAACGUUUAAGAAUAAUAUGACUUGUAUGCCCCUGAACUUUGAGCCCCCCAGGUAGUACGCAUGGGUUGUGCCUGCCUUGUGUUACUUGAUUCCCGCGAUGACCCACUGCCUCGUCGAUCACUCUUGAGCAUCAAUUGUGAUGAGGAUUUGUGAAACGCUGAUCUAAGCACAUCCCCCUCGCGUUGCAUCGCCGAAAAGAAGGUCAGUGUACUCACACAGUCUUCCCUUCAUUCCGCACGGCUCUUUUGGAAUCCUGAAGCCACCUCCUCCCCAAAAGUGUUUAAAGCAUCACCGUUCCGAAGGAGUUUGCUUCCAAAAAGCAUCUGGCCCACCUCCGACCUUCCCCCCCGAAAAAAAAAAUAGAGAUCGUCUUUGCCGGCGUGCUGCCCUGGAGUAGCUGCCAUAAUGGGAUAGCGGUUCAGCACGCGCGGCGUCGGCGUGCUGCCGUGGAUGCUUCGAGCGCUGCGUCGACCUGGGUCGACUGGGAGGUGGUGAGAAGCGACGACGCGGGUCGCUGGAGGCAGCUGGACUUCCUCUCCAGUUGGUGCAAGGACAUGGUUGAAGCAACAGAAGGAGGUUCUCCCUGAUCAGCCUGAUGACUGCAAGUCUGCCCCAAAUUAGCAGAACAUUGCGUCUUCAGAGAGUGGAGCAAGACAUGAAGCGAUAGAAGGAAUAGAAGGCUUGCGCUCCAUUUCUUGCAGCCAAAUGGGCCUCCAGAAUUCCAGCUUGCUCCUGCAAAUAGCACUGCCCUCCGAAACGUUUCGGCCGCGAAAACCGCACCAACUCGGCUGGUUUUGAGCUUGAUCGAGCAACGCAUUCGAUCUGUAGGAUCCUCGCUGAAGAGAGGGGGCUGAGGAG